CACCCAUCACUCUCUCACCACACGGAUCAGACACUCAUUUCACCACCAUCGAUAGUAAUUUAUUACAGUAGAACCACUCCAACCUUUACAUACACAGACAGGUGCACAUCUCCUCCCAACCCACAUCACAUCACUAACCACCAAACCACCACCAUGGCAAACAAACCACCCCUCUCCGUCCUCCACCUCCUCCUCCUCCUCUGCGGCGUCGCCUGCGCCCGUCUCAUCACCGACGGCGGCGGCCCCGCGGAUCUCCUCUCCGACGGCGUCUCGCCGCCGCUCCUCCUCCGCCUGAACCCCUUCAGCGCGACCGACUCCACGUGCGACCAGACGUACGGGUUCCUGCCCUGCACCACCACCGUGCUCGGCAACCUCUUCCUCAUCCUCGUCUACGGCUACCUCAUGUUCUUCGCCGCCACGAACCUGUCCAGUGGGAGCGAGCUCUUGUUGGAGAUUCUAGGGCCUGGACUUAUCGGCGGACUGCUUCUUCCCAUCCUCGGCGCUCUUCCUGAUGCUAUGCUCAUUCUCGUAUCUGGACUCUCUGGAACUACAGAAACUGCUCAAAGUCAGGUCUCUGUUGGAAUGGGCUUACUUGCUGGGUCUACGGUCAUGCUCCUUACAAUAAUAUGGGGUACGUGUGUUAUUGUUGGGAAGUGUGACAUCCAGGAUUCAAUUGCCGUAGAUGGAAAAGAUACAAAGGGAUUGAGCUUAACUGGCUCUGGGGUCAGCACUGAUAUCUGGACUUGCUAUGCUGCAAGAAUCAUGACUGUGUCUGUAAUCCCAUUUAUUGUUGUCCAAUUGCUACAAACUAUGAGUUCGACUUCAGGAAGGCGCUUAGCAGUCCUGAUCUCACUUAUUUUGUCACUCGCGAUGCUGCUUUCAUAUUGUCUUUAUCAGGUUUUUCAGCCCUGGAUACAAAUCAGACGAAUUGCUUUCGCGAAGCAUAAACAUGUUAUAUCAGGAAUUCUAAAACAUCUAAAGCAGCGUGCCCUAGGAAGGCUCCUCAGGGAUGACGGAACACCUAAUGCAGAUGUUAUAGCGAAGCUAUUUCAUGCAUUAGAUGUGGAUGGUGAUGACCAAAUUUCAUAUGCUGAAUUGAAAGCUAUGAUCAUCGGAAUCCAAUUUGAUGAGAUUAAUUUGGAUCAGGCUGAUGCCACGGACAAAGUGAUGAAAGACUUUGAUACGUCAUUGAAUACAAAAAUAGAAUUGCAGGAGUUCAUUGCUGGAAUCUCAAGAUGGCUUGAUGAAGCGAGGCACUCUGUGGCUUCUUCUAAUGGUGGUUCCAACACAGUGAAAUACCUGGAGGACUUCCACGAGCAAACAAAGAGAGAGCACUAUCUUUUGGGGGAUCAAAGCGAUGAAGUAGUUGAGAGUGUUGAAAACCCUAAGAAGAUAAUUAUUAAAGCAGUGUUGCUGCUGCUGCUUGGGGCUUUGAUUGCAGGUGCAUUUGCUGAUCCAUUGGUAGAUGCUGUUGAUAAUUUCUCGGAUGCCACAGGCAUUCCUACUUUCUUCAUCUCAUUCAUUGCGCUGCCCUUGGCUACCAACUCCAGCGAGGCUGUAUCAGCAAUCAUCUUUGCUAGCAGGAAAAAGCAGAGAUCUGCCUCGUUGACUUUCUCAGAGUUAUAUGGGGCGGUCACCAUGAACAAUGUCCUUUGCUUAUCCGUCUUCUUAGCGUUGGUUUACGUAAGGGAACUGACAUGGGACUUCUCGGCAGAGGUACUGGUUAUCGUUAUUGUUUCUGUCGUGAUGGGUGCGUUUGCCAGCUUCCGCACCACCUUCCCUCUCUGGACAACGUUUGUGGCCUUCCUUCUUUAUCCAUUUUCCCUGGUACUGGUUUACGUUCUUGACUAUGUUUUUGGCUGGUCAUAGACUCAUGGAGGUGGUACAUUCUGGUGACAACUAAUAAUCGAGACUGGAACCUUUAAAUUCCCGGAUGUCUUUUUGUUUUUUUGGGUUGGAGAGUGAACAUUUGAGUUAUGCACCCGGAUUAGUCACACUAGUGACUUCAGAUAGUCUGGAGCGAUGGUGUGGUAGAUGUUCUAGAUUAGAGAGAGCCAUCAUCAUCAAUUGGCAUUCUUGAGUGUCAUUAUCUUUGCAGGAGUUCAGUUUAUCUAGUGUUCCUUUGGAUAUUCAUAUUGUAGUAUUGUGACUUUUGUGAUGUUAUUCUAGAGUAUCCUCUGGAAUUUUGAAGCGGAAAUGUCAUCAUUCAGUAAAAAAUUAUGCAACA
Rhododendron vialii is the source of this 2227-nucleotide messenger RNA. Its product is annotated as sodium/calcium exchanger NCL-like. The transcript has 7 exons. NCBI's taxonomy places the organism in Eukaryota, Viridiplantae, Streptophyta, Magnoliopsida, Ericales, Ericaceae. Gene Ontology annotation, biological process: intracellular calcium ion homeostasis; calcium ion transmembrane transport. Gene Ontology annotation, cellular component: membrane. Bases 154 to 1869 code for a protein of 571 amino acids. Gene Ontology annotation, molecular function: calcium ion binding; calcium:proton antiporter activity. The record is from RefSeq and is a predicted model, not a curated record.